CGCUCGACGGUUAUAAUGAAGUUUCGUGCUGUUAUGAUAGACGCCGGCCCUAUGAGAGAAUUUACAAACAUUGCAACAACAAUAUCAAAACUGUCCAAGGAAUGUGUACUCAGGUUGUCCACAGAUCAAUUAUAUUUUCUCGUUUGUGAUGAUGUUGGUCCGUCUGCACCUGUAUUAUGGUGUGAAAUACCACAAGCAUUGUUCUUCUCGGAGUACCAAAUUGUAGGCCUUGAUGAUGAACAUCAUGAUAUAUAUUUAGCAAUUGUUUCAGCAAAUUUAUCCAAAUCAUUAAUUACAUUGAAAACUGCCAAAAGCCUGAAAAUAAAACUUACAAAGAAGCAAUGUCCAUGUCUUACUUUGGAAAUUGAAAUGCCAUCAUCAACUUCACAAGAGACUCGUCAGGUGACUCAUGACAUCCCCGUGGUGGUGGUACCGAGGAAGCUGUGGGAUGACUUCCAGGAGCCGAGGAUACCCCAGCCCGAUAUAUCAAUAGAGUUACCACCGCUGAAGCAAUUACGAACAACAAUUGACCGCAUGAGGACUAUGUCAUCGGAGGUGGUGUUGAGGGCUUCUGCUGAGGGCAGGUUCACUCUACAGAUCAAAACAGACAUGGCUAAAGUCUCAACUAGAUUUAAGGAUUUACGGGUUGAAGCUUUUGAAGGUCCAAUAGAUCAUUCAGAUUCAGAAACUGAGAGCCAAAUAAAUGAAGAUUUAUCAAGAAUAUGCUACUGUCGAGUAGAUGCAAAGAAACUAUCAAUGUUUUUAAGCGCAGACCACAUUUCACAUCAGCGAACAGUUUGCAGUAUAGUAAAUAAGAAACUUGUUGUAUUAUGCCUGUAUACACAGGAGAAUGUUAAGUUGCAGUGUUUUAUAAUGGGAAUACAGUACUAGGACCUAAGUAUUAUUGUACAAUACUACUGUAUUGAAAUUUGGAUUAUCUAUAAUGGGACCAUAUUGCUAAGAUUGAGAGUCAGUCUAUCUAUAAAAACAUGAUGAAUUUCUGUAGCUGCCAUAAGAAACACUAGAUAAUAAAAUAACCAUAAUUCCAUCGCCGAUGGUUCAACUGGUUCUGGGUUGUUUUUUAUAAAAGGUAUGAAUCUUUAAAAUAUUGAUAUCAACGGCCAGCGGGACUUUUAUAGCAUGUAGGAUUAUAGUCGCUCAUAUUGAGUUUUUUUUCCAUUUAGAUCGAAACAAAUUAGAAUGUUGUAUAAUUAUAGAAUAUUUAUUAUUUAUAAGUGAAAAGAACUGCCAUAUCAAUCAAAAGUUAGAAAAAAAGGCAAAAGCAAACUUUAAAGACUAUCGAGCGCAAAAUUAGUCGCGCUAAGUUUACUAUUUAUUUAUUAAAA
Messenger RNA from Aricia agestis (brown argus), 1346 nucleotides. RefSeq names its product checkpoint protein HUS1 (gene Hus1-like). Gene Ontology annotation, biological process: mitotic intra-S DNA damage checkpoint signaling; nucleotide-excision repair; meiotic DNA integrity checkpoint signaling. NCBI's taxonomy places the organism in Eukaryota, Metazoa, Arthropoda, Insecta, Lepidoptera, Lycaenidae. The transcript is spliced from 7 exons. Gene Ontology annotation, cellular component: nucleolus; checkpoint clamp complex; site of double-strand break. The record is from RefSeq and is a predicted model, not a curated record. The coding region runs from base 16 to 891 and encodes 291 amino acids.